Molecule: messenger RNA, 2481 nt
Organism: Notechis scutatus (mainland tiger snake)
Lineage: Eukaryota; Metazoa; Chordata; Lepidosauria; Squamata; Elapidae
Gene: CDC20
Product: cell division cycle 20
Biological process (GO): anaphase-promoting complex-dependent catabolic process; positive regulation of ubiquitin protein ligase activity; positive regulation of anaphase-promoting complex-dependent catabolic process
Cellular component (GO): anaphase-promoting complex
Molecular function (GO): anaphase-promoting complex binding; ubiquitin ligase activator activity; protein binding
Source: RefSeq, a predicted model, not a curated record
GGGCCAAUCGCUGAUCAAAGUGGGAAGUUUAAAUCCUGAAUGGCGGAAGGAGCCGGGAGAGUUGGAGUCAGAGCAGCGCACGGCAUCCCUAUGGCACAGUUCCUGUUUGAGAGUGAUUUGCAUGGGCUGUUGAAAUUUGAAGUCCCAAAUGUACCCCCUGCACGAUGGCAGCGGAAGGCUAAGGAGAGUGCUGCUCCCAGCACUGGAGCUGCCUCAGAUGCCAUAGCUCCUUCGCCUAUGAAACCAGCUAACAGGCCUCAUAGUACCAGCAAGACUCCUUCCAAAACACCAGGCAAGUCUGGUUCCAAAUCACAAAAUACUCCAAACAAAACUGGAGGUGAUAGAUACAUCCCUAAUCGUAGUGCUAUGCAAAUGGAUGUGGCCAAUUUUCUCCUAACCAAAGAGGAAUCCUCUGAGGAGACACCCACCAAGAAGGAGCAUCAGAAAGCCUGGGCAAUGAACCUUAAUGGUUUUGAUGUAGAAGAGGCAAAAAUCCUGCGACUAAGUGGGAAACCUCAGAAUGCCCCUGAAGGAUACCAGAACAAUCUCAAAGUGCUCUACAGCCAGAAGAGCACACCAGGGUCCACAAGGAAGAUAAACAGAUACAUAGCCUCAGUGUCAGAGCGGAUACUAGAUGCCCCAGACAUUCGAAAUGAUUACUAUCUGAACUUAGUUGAUUGGAGCUCCCUCAACUUUUUGGCUGUGGCUCUGGAUAAAUCAGUCUAUCUAUGGAAUUAUGAUUCCAGAGAAAUAAUCCAGCUCAUGCAAAUGGAAAAUCCUGAUGACUACAUCUCUUCUGUUUCAUGGAUCAGAGAAGGAAAUUACCUUGCAAUUGGCACAAGUAAUGCUGAGGUCCAGUUAUGGGACAUCCAGCAGAAAAAGCGUCUACGAAAUAUGGUCAGUCAUUCAUCCCGUGUGAGUUCUUUAAGUUGGAAUAGCUACAUUCUGUCCAGUGGAUCACGGACUGGUCACAUACAUCAUCAUGAUGUCCGUGUGGCAGAACACCAUGUGGCAACACUUGCUGGUCAUACACAAGAAGUAUGUGGGCUAAAAUGGGCACCUGAUGGCCGUUACUUGGCUAGUGGAGGCAAUGACAAUCUCGUAAACAUAUGGUCUAUUGCUCAAGGGGACAACUGGUCACCACGUCCUGUGCAAACUUUUACACAACAUCAGGGAGCUGUUAAGGCUGUGGCUUGGAGUCCAUGGCAAUCCAAUGUGCUGGCUACAGGAGGUGGAACAAGUGAUCGCCACAUAAGGAUCUGGAAUGUGUGCUCUGGGAGUUGCCUCAACACAGUAGAUGCACAGUCCCAGGUCUGUGCAGUACUAUGGUCUACAAACUAUAAAGAACUUGUGUCUGGUCAUGGAUUUGCUCAAAACCAACUGGUAGUGUGGAAAUACCCAUCAAUGUCAAAGGUCACUGAGUUGAAAGGUCACACUGCUAGGGUGCUAAGCUUAACUAUGAGCCCAGAUGGAACCACAGUUGCUUCAGCAGCAGCAGAUGAAACACUGAGGCUUUGGCGCUGCUUUGAGUUGGACCCAGCACGUAAGAAGGAGAAAGAGAGCAGUACUAAAACCAGCAUUAUCCAUCAAGGAAUUCGCUGAGUUUCAUCCAACUCUCUUCCAAUCUAUUGCUUUAUGUACAGAAUUUUAAACUAUUAAUAAAUAUUUCACUCUCCUUUAGAAAUAGUGUUGGUAUAUGGAUUGAUAUAUGAAUCACAAAUGGUGUGAAUGACUUUAAUUGAUAUUGGCUUGUUUGCUAGAACUUGGCUUGUAUACCAUUGUAAUAAAAAUAAACUAUUGAAGGAAAAUAAAGACUAGACUCUCCUGAUACAAUCGAUAACGUACCUUCUCUAAAUCAUUGUGACAGCUUUUAUCACUAGGCAAAUUGACUAUAAUUUAACUUCCCUCUUCCACCCCUCUUGAGUUGUGGGACGGAUUAGGUUUCAGAAUUUAGAUUUAACCUGAAAUAUUAAUUUGGGGUUUGAAAUAUGUGUUCAAGUCACAGCCUUGAUGCAACAUCCUGUUACGGAGCAACAGUUUUAUUAAAAAAUACAUAACAGAAUUUUUCUUCCCAACUAUUUUUACCUUACCAAAUAAACAGAUAUUGUAAAUUUGCUUAGCUGAACCCAGUAAUUUUACUGAACUAUUUGGACUGAUAUUUAAGACUGUUCUUCCAAAACCAUUUUCUCUGAAAUCAACCUCAGCACUCCUGAGAGUUAAUCUUUCCACUCCUUUGUUAUUUUUUGUACUUCUUUUAAACUCAAGACAUUCUAAUAUCCCAAAUGCUGGUGGGUGAGUCUAGUCCUUCUGUAGGUUUUUUUUUUUUUUAGCCUCAAUCAAAUCAACUGUAACCCAAACAAUCCUACAAAUGAUUUUACUGCCUACUGGUUGAGUGGAAACUGAAAAGCCAAACCAAUCAAUCAACACCAAUAUUAGCCUCAACUCAUCGUCACCUCUUUUUAAAGAUUCUUGGGGCUUAUG